Molecule: messenger RNA, 649 nt
Organism: Panicum virgatum (switchgrass)
Lineage: Eukaryota; Viridiplantae; Streptophyta; Magnoliopsida; Poales; Poaceae
Exons: 1
Coding region: 133-411 (92 amino acids)
Biological process (GO): cell-cell signaling involved in cell fate commitment
Molecular function (GO): receptor serine/threonine kinase binding
Source: RefSeq, a predicted model, not a curated record
UAUAGCUCGAGUACAGUGGCCAACAAGUAGUACACAUCUGGAUAUACAGUGUCCCAGGCCGGGUUCAGUAGCAGGUAGCUACACUAGUGAUCGAGCUGAACAACCAGCCGGCCGUCGAGCAAGUUACGAAACAUGGCAGGCACCGGCGCGAGGGGAAUUCUUCUCUGCGUCCUGCUGCUGCUGCUCGCCGCCGUCGCGCAGCACGCCCGGUCGGCCCGGCCGCUGCUGCAGCAGGAUGAGGCGGCGACGGCUGCGGAGGGCCUCCUCCCGCGCCCGGCGGCCGUGGUUCACGUGGGUGCCCUCGGCGGCGGGGCGGCCGGGGAGGGAGGUGGUGACGCCGCCGCCGGGAUCGCCGUGCCGUACGAGAACAAGCGGCUGAGCCCGGGAGGGCCGGACCCCCAGCAUCACUAAUGGCCAGGCACAGGCACGCCCAAGCCCAGGAAGCCUGCAUCUCCGUCGUCUUGUGCUUGAGCUGCUGGCAUUGCUUCCAGCAGUCUUUACAGAAGCCACUAAUUGAGUUUAGACACCUGGAUAAUCAGAUGCAGCCUAGCUAGCGUCUACAAUUUUCUUUUCACAAUAAUAAUGAGAAAGAAGCCAAUGUUAUAUACACCGGCUUCUACGAUUGGAGAUGUAUAUGCUGUUUUGGAUA